AUGCCCGCCACAGGAGGAGGACGCGCUGCCCACCCCCCGCCUUCGACGAUGCAUUCCUCGCGCAGAGAGAGUAGUGCCAUGGCCCCUUCAACCCAGCGCCCGGGCAUCAAGACACGCGCCUACUCGGCUCCCAACGUGCCCAAGUGCGAUAGUGACGUUAGCACCGACUCUCCACGCACAGACGACGACCAAGAAGGCGAGGAGAUUGCCGACGAUGCCUUUUUCCAGCGAUACCACUUCCCCCAACCCGUUCCCAUAGCCCAGGAAGAAGAGGCCGGCAGCAGCGCCGAGUCCUCGUCCGACACCGAAGGCCCACUUUCUCCCACUCAUGUCAAGGAUCGUAGCCAAGCGGGCGACUCCGUCUCGGAGCCAUCUACGGGGUCCGCCAACAGCGACUCAGCCGCCACCACCAUGCAAGACCUCAACAUUGCCGUUGUGGGAGUGCGGGGUUCAGGCAAAUCUACCUUUGCCCGACGCGCACUCGGCUUGCCCGAAGCUGCAUCCGCAGGCAAUUGCUCGCGCAGAAUGACCAUUGAUGGCACCAUCUAUGUAGUCCGCUUGGUCGAAAUGACCUUCACCGACGUGCAACUGGGCGAGCGCGGGAACAUCAAGUGGCCAGACAGCACCGACGACUUUGCCACGCCUCGUAUCCACGCCGCCGUUAUCCUCUACGAUGUUACAAACCAGGAAAGCCUGGCUAACGUGCCUGAAAUGCUCAAUACGUUCAACAAGGUCCAACUGCCGUUCAUCUUGGUUGCAUGCAAAUGCGAUCAACACCCCGCUCACCGCGAGGUCGAUCCAUCCGUGGUGGAGCACAAAGCAAAGUCCUUCAUUGGAGACGUGAGCGUGUUUCAGACCUCCGAAUCGUCGCCGGAGGCGCACCGAGCAUGCCUGUCGGUCAUCACCCGCGCAGCAAUAGCGGCCAAGCGACCUCCCUCGCAGGCCUCGAUGGCGCGGCGCCGGGCCAAUUCUUCCGCAGUACAGUCCAAGACCCAAAAGGACCUUUGGAGCCGCAAACACGAGCGUGCUAGCUCGGAAAUCUCUCUCAGGUUUCAACGUAAGCCUAGCGAGAUCAAAGGCCACCGUUAUAAGCCCAGCGACGUCAACAAAACCUUCUUCAACGCCGACGAGUCGCCCGGCUACGACUCGCAGGAUUCCGAUGAUCAAGAUUCGGAUGCUGGCCAAAGCAUCAUGUCGGUGAAGCCCUCUGACGAAAAUGGCUACACCUUUGAGCAGCUCGUCGACCGACUACUGGCACAGCCAAUGUCCAAGAAUGACACCAAAUUCGUCUCCGUCUUCCUCGCCCUGUACCGGAGGUUCGCCACACCGGGCCAGCUCCUCGAGGCCAUUAUCAAACGCUUCGAGGCUCUCAAUAAGGAAAAGGACCUACCCAUGAUCCGCAUCAUUGCUCAACUCCGCUACCUGACCAUACUACACCAAUGGGUUGCCUACUACCCUGGUGACUUUGCCUACCCCACCACCCGCCGCUUGAUUCGACGAUUUGCUUCCUCAUUGGCCUCGAACCGUGAAUUCUCCGUUGCCGCAACCGAAAUCCUCCGCGAUCUGGAAAUGGUCACCGAAGAUGACGACACCGACUGGGCCUGCAGCGAUCGCCAACGGAUGCAGAAUGAAAACAUACCCGCAUUCCACAACAACGUACUUGACGAAGACUCGGACGAAGACGAAUUCUCAAGAGCUUUGGGCCACAUGUCCAUGGACGACUCCUCGCGAAACUCCAUAGCCCGAAGUAGUUUGACUGGCGGCGCCCCAUCUACAAAUGAGUCCAUGGGCUCAUCACAGACCCUCAUCACCCAGGUCGAAAAGAACGAACGUCUUGCCCGACAACUCGAGCCCAACCCUGUCAAACCCCUAUCAAAGAUACAAUGGCACCAGUUCAUGAAUGAGCCAGAGGAUGCCAUUGCCAGAGAAUUGACCCGCAUAGAUUGGAUCAUGUUUUCCUCAGUCCGACCACGAGAUCUUGUCCGCCACGUAAUCCUCAACAACGACGAAAAGAAGAGAUGCAAGAACCUCGAAAACGUUACGCGCAUGACCGAACAUUUCAACUACAUUGCACUACUCGUCACAAACUACAUCCUCCUCCGCGACAAGCCCAAACACAGGGCACUAAUGAUGGAGAAGUGGAUGAAGAUUGCGCGGCAGCUUCGCAAGCUGAACAACUACAACAUGCUGGGUGCUGUCAUGGCUGGCAUCAAGGGCACAGCUGUUAUCCGCCUACAUGCAACCAAGGACUUGGUUCCACAGGCCACGACUCAAGAUUUUUGGAAAUUAGACAUUUUGAUGAGCCACACCAAAUCACACGCCGCAUAUCGACUGGCAUGGGACAAUAGCUCAGGAGAACGAAUUCCGUACAUUCCGCUACUUCGCCGCGAUCUCGUAUCCGCCUCCGAAGGCAACUCAACAUUUAUUGGCGACAAGAAGAAGACGGACUCAGCCUUGGCACCACAUCCAGGUGUCAGCGUCUUCGAGGCCGCUGGAGGAAAACGCGACAGCCGAGAACCAUUGCCAGGGGGAGUUGUUGGCAAGGAGAGGAUCAAUUGGCGCAAGUUUGAGAUUAUGGGCGAGGUCAUUGUCGGCGUGCAACGCGCCCAGGGCACGCCUUAUCCAAACUGGCAAAAGUGCGAAGAAAUUCGGACCCUGAUCCUCGACGUCAAGAUCAACAAGGAUGAAGAAGAACUUUGGGAACGUAGUGCCCACCUCGAAGCCCAAGGAGCCAAUGAAAAGGGUAGAAUAGCUCGAUGGUUUCGAGAGCGUUAG
Messenger RNA from Bipolaris zeicola 26-R-13, 2775 nucleotides. RefSeq lists its product as uncharacterized. Gene Ontology annotation, biological process: positive regulation of GTPase activity; Ras protein signal transduction. The coding region runs from base 1 to 2775 and encodes 924 amino acids. The record is from RefSeq and is a predicted model, not a curated record. Gene Ontology annotation, molecular function: guanyl-nucleotide exchange factor activity; GTPase activity; GTP binding. The transcript is spliced from 5 exons. Gene Ontology annotation, cellular component: plasma membrane. NCBI's taxonomy places the organism in Eukaryota, Fungi, Ascomycota, Dothideomycetes, Pleosporales, Pleosporaceae.